Messenger RNA from Drosophila elegans, 1037 nucleotides. RefSeq lists its product as uncharacterized. The coding region runs from base 85 to 963 and encodes 292 amino acids. The record is from RefSeq and is a predicted model, not a curated record. Lineage: Eukaryota; Metazoa; Arthropoda; Insecta; Diptera; Drosophilidae. The transcript is spliced from 5 exons.
UCUUUACUGUUUUCAGCAACAAAAGGUUUCGCAGAAGCUGAGUAAUUUGUCCACUUGAAAACUAAAGUUGUAGGAAAAGAACUAAUGGAAAAGCGUUCCACGUCCACCAUGCAGGUGCUCUAUGCAGAGCUGGCAGCCGCAAAGGCUAAAAGUGCCCAGUUGGAAGAGGAAAUCAUAUUACUACGCCAUCGUCUGAAUCGUGCGUCCUCCAGCCACGGCACCAAUGCGGCCAUGCAUGUGGAGGCCAAGAUCAUGGCCUUUCAACUGGAGGAGGAGCGCGAUCGUCUGCUCGACACGUUGCAGCAGCACAAGAAGAAGUACAACAAACUACACGACGCCUAUCUGGAGAAGGUGAAACGCUGCCGUGCCCUGGAGGAGAUGUUCAAGCGGCAGAAGACACUCACAGGCUUGGUGAUGAAAUCCUCACUAGAUCAGCGACAUGCAGAGCAACAAAUGAUGUUAGAGAAGCGACAGUCAGCGCAAAGUGAUCUCAAUGAAGUGCAAGAACUGAAGGCCAAAGUGGAGAAGCUGCAAAGAGCCCUGGACGAGUCAUAUGAUAUAAUCGAUGAAAUGGAUUUCGAACUGGAAAGCGUGGAGCUACUGGAAAUGCAAAACCAAAGUUUGCGCGAUGAGCUGUCUGCCUUAAAAUCGAGUUCAGAGACAGGAGCCACCAGCUUUGCAGCUUCAGUUCCAAACGAUGAUGAUCCUCCGCCCAAAUACGAUGACGAUUAUCCCGGGGCUCAUCACAAAGCAAUGCUUGCAAGUCGCAACUCUUCCAGCAGUGAAUCCGGACCAAAGGAUGACGAUGCCGAUGCAGAAACCAUGGAGAGAGCAGCUCUAACCCAUAGCUUAAUCCAAACUGCUGAAACGGAGAGCAAUGCCCUGAGACGAGAACUGUUGAGAUCCCGCUGCCAAAGAACUAUACGUAAAAAGUUGGAAGAUGGAAGUGAAGAUGCCGAUUAGGCAAAGUUACAGGUCUCAAGCCACUCAAUUAAAUCCGAACUCAAGCACAAAUAAAAUUUCAACCAAUAGAUCAU